This is a messenger RNA of Eucalyptus grandis, 2432 nucleotides long. Its product is annotated as 2,4-dichlorophenol 6-monooxygenase. NCBI's taxonomy places the organism in Eukaryota, Viridiplantae, Streptophyta, Magnoliopsida, Myrtales, Myrtaceae. The record is from RefSeq and is a predicted model, not a curated record. Gene Ontology annotation, molecular function: FAD binding. Bases 91 to 2265 code for a protein of 724 amino acids. The transcript is spliced from 11 exons.
AAGCCGAAACGCAGACCGCGACGUCGUUUAAGGCCCUUCCGGUUCCAGGGCUUUUUCCCCGAGCUUCGUCUCUCUUUCUGCGCCCCAGUCAUGGCGGUCGCGCGCUCCCUCAAGCUCCGCAAUGGCCUCUUCGCCGUCGGACGCGGGACCAGAUUCCAUCCGUCCCCGUUCUCCCGAGCCCGUGGGCUAUCGGUCUCCGCCUCCACGAGCGGCGGCGACGGCGGCGGCGGCGGCGGCGGCGGCGGGGCGCCGCUUCCGGUCCUGAUCGUCGGCGCCGGCCCCGUCGGCUUGGUCCUCUCCAUCCUUCUCACGAAGCUAGGAGUGGAGUGUGCGAUCGUGGAGAAGAGUAAGACAUUUUCUAGCCAUCCGCAGGCUCACUUCAUCAAUAACCGUACGAUGGAGGUGUUCCGCAAAAUUAAUGGCUUGGCAGAGGAAAUUCAAAAAUAUCAACCGCCUGUUGACUUGUGGAGAAAGUUCAUUUAUUGCAGCUCACUCACCGGUUCAGUUCUAGGGACAGUUGACCAUAUGCAACCUCAAGAUUUUGAAAAAGUUGUCAGCCCUGUCUCUGUGGCACACUUUUCACAAUACAAAUUAACAAGGUUAUUAGUUGAGCAUCUGAAAAAGCUCAACUUCCAAAUUCGCGAAGCAGACAACUCAGAAGGCCUGGAUUGUGAAGUUCCCAGGGCAAGAGAAAUACUGAUGGGGCACGAAUGCAUCUCCAUCGAUACUACUUCUAACCGAUGUGUAACUGCCACUGUCUCUCAUAUUGAGGGAGGAAAGUGUAAGGAGAGAAAAUUUCGGUGCAGUACUCUUGUCGGUACAGAUGGGGCUGGAAGUAGUGUUAGAAGGCUUUUAGGAAUUAGUUUGAGAGGUGAAAAGGAUUUACAAAAGCUUGUCAGUGUUCAUUUUCUUAGCAAAGACCUUGGGCAACAUCUCCUCAGGGAAAGGCCUGGCAUGUUAUACUUUAUCUUCAAUACUGAAGCUAUUGGAGUUCUUGUUGCUCAUGAUCUGGAGCAAGGAGAAUUUGUUUUGCAGAUGCCAUUCUAUCCACCUCAGCAAAAUGUACAGGAUUUUGAGCCGAAGAUAUGUGAGAAGAUAAUUUUCAAGUUGGUUGGCCGAGAACUUGUGGACAUCGAUGUAAUUGGAGCAAAACCAUGGGUGAUGCAUGCUGAAGUUGCAGAGAAGUUUCUUACCUGCAACAAUCGAGUCAUAAUUGCUGGUGAUGCAGCUCAUCGAUUUCCUCCAGCUGGCGGUUUUGGAAUGAACACUGGAAUCCAGGAUGCACACAAUCUUGCUUGGAAAUUGGCUUCUGUUUUGAAGGGUAUUUCACCAUCUUCAUUUCUUCAUACCUAUGAAGCAGAACGUAAGCCGAUUGCCAUCUUUAAUACUACAUUGAGUGUUCAAAACUUCAAAGCUGCCAUGGCAGUUCCAGCUGCUCUAGGUCUCGAUCCUGCUGUCGCAAACUCAGUACAUCGAGUUGUCAGUGAUGGCUUCGGUUCCAUUCUACCAUCUGAAGUUCAGAAGGCAAUUUUGGAUGGAGCUUUUAGCUUGGGCCGUGCACAGCUUUCAACAUUUCUUCUUAACGAAAACAACCCACUGGGAUCAUCAAGACUGGCAAAACUGAAACGUAUAUUUGAUGAAGGGAAAAGCCUCCAACUGCAGUUUCCUGCUGAGGAUCUUGGCUUCAGGUACCUUGAUGGUGCACUUAUUCCUGAUGUUGAUAGUACCUCCAUUCCGCUUCUGCGACCUACUGGCCGUCGGAGGGACUAUAUACCAUCUGCAGAUCCAGGAUCAAGGCUUCCCCACAUGAAUGUGAGGCUAUGGUCAGAUUCUGGCAAAGAGGAAAAAAUGUCAACUCUUGACCUUGUAUGUGGAGAUAAGAUUGAGUUUGUCCUCAUCAUUGCCCCAAUUGAAGAUUCCUACAACCUUGCUCGUGCUGCUUUCAAGGUGGCUGAAGAAUUUGGAGUAUCCGCUAGAGUCUGUGUAGUGUGGCCCGUUGAAGCUAGUAAUGCGUUUGGAGAAGGUAGUAAGGUUGCAUUGGCACCUUGGAAAAAUUACUUAGAUGUUCAGGAAGUUAAGAAUCCAUCAAUUUCUUCUUCUUCCUCCUGGUGGGAGUUGUGCCGGAUGACCGACAGAGGGGUGAUUCUGGUCAGGCCUGAUGAGCAUAUUGCUUGGCGUGCGAAAUCUGAAAUCAUAGGCGAUCCCAUGUUGGAGAUGCGAAAGGCCUUUUCUGCGGUGCUGGGUGUUAAGUUGAAGGCGGUCUAGGGAAACUUAGCAAUCCUCAUGGAUGUUGUUAGUUCCAGAGUAGCAAGAGAAUGAUCUUAUGUACGGCAUUUUCUAUCGAUUUAGGUUUUGGAGAACAACGAAUAUUAUAUUGUGAGCAUUGAUUGCCUGCUCCACAGUUAAUAAUUUUGGGUGUUGACCCUCAAGUA